CUUUUAAACCAAAGAAAGUGAGCUGGCCUGUCUGUUAGGGCCAUGCACUGCAGCUGAAAGAGCAGCAGGGCUUCUGCAGGACCAGAAGGAGCUAGCUGAGAGUCCCAGAGAUCAGCAAGUCAAGGAAGAGGGACACAGAAAAAAAUUAACAAGUAGACACAAAGGAGCUAGGACAAGGUGUUUAUAAAUAUGUCCCUGGUACAUUUUCUUAUCCUUUUAGUGAGAACUACUGUUUAUAGUGGAAGCUGGAGAAACUGUGAGGUUUUGGUAGUUAUUUUUAAUGAAAUGUAUAAAUUAGUGAGCAAUUGGGCCCUCCAGAGUACGCUUGAGUAGGUUAUUGAUGCACUUCUUAAGUUUUGUGCUUUGAACACCUAUUUCUAUGUUGUUCCCAUUCUUCAAUUUAACUUAUCGGUGUGGUGGGAAAUGGUUUGUUUCAAUGAGCUCCAUUUCCCAGUCCAUUUAUCACCAAGCUGGUGUAGAGGCAGGAAGUGAACUAUAGCUCAAACAUCCUUCUAUAGAUGUUGAAAUAUUAUCAAAUAAAAUUAUUAGGACACCUAAAAUCCUGUAAAAAGCACUAUCAGCUUGCACAGCCUAGAAUUGUUUUUAAUUAACCGACAGUCUUGACUGUGACAGCUGCUGUGAUGGUGCAGAUUUACCGGUGUCUAGGCUUUGUUUACUAUUGAGCUUUGUGGUAGCUGCAGAGACUCAUUGCAAGUCUCAUGCACAGCCACGGCGCUGUGGCGUUGUGCAGCCAGCGCAAGGGACCAGGGAGCAGUGUGCCGGGGGUGCUGUGCCUGAGGAAGGGCUGCAGGGCAGCGGCUGUCCCUUUGCAAGCGGAGGGUUCCCGACUGUUUCAACGGAUUUAGAGGUGGGGCCCUAGCGGGAAAAGGGGCUGAACCCCCCAGGGACUCACCGUGGGAGUAGGCUGGGCUCAAGGCAGAGGGGCGUGGCUCUCCGACGGGGGGCGGGGCUGCAGCCUGUGCAUUUGAGCACAGGUGGCCGAGUCCCCAACUCCACUCUGCCCGGCCGGCUGCAGCGAGAGCCCGGGCCGGAGCCAACAGAGCGCAGCCGGGCAGCGGCGGCGGCCGCUUGGGGGCCACGCGGUGCUGGGCGCCCGGGGCAGCCUGAUGCCCUGCACGCCCCUCCGGACCGCGCUCCUCUUCCCCUUCCGCUGCAGGUGGCUGCCCGCGGCCAUGGAGCCUGGCCGGGGCUGAGCGCCGAGCCGCCCCCCGAGGGCGGGCUGUGCCCUCCGGGGCGGGCGUGCCGCUGCCAAACUUCUCCGGGAGCCGAGUGCCGCCCUGCCGAGGGAGCGGCCGGAGCGGAGGGCGCGCCCGGGCCCGCAGGACCCCGCUGGGGGGAGACUUCGCAGCUCCGGGCGAGCCUGCCCGAGCUCGCCUGCUGCCCCGGGACAGCCGCGAUCGGCGCAGGGCGCGCUCUGCCCAGGAUGGUCGGCCCUGGCCGGGCGCUCUUGAGCCUGCUGCUCCUCCGGCUCCCGCUGCUAGUGGCCGCCGCCUCCAAGGCGCCCGUGUGCCAGGAGCUCACUGUGCCCAUGUGCAAGGGCAUCGGCUACAACCUGACCUACAUGCCCAACCAGUUCAACCACGACACGCAGGACGAGGCCGGCUUGGAGGGGCACCAGUUCUGGCCGCUGGUGGAGGUCCAGUGCUCGCCGGACCUGCGCUUCUUCCUGUGCAGCGUCUACACCCCCAUCUGCCUGCUGGACUACGCCAAGCCCCUGCCGCCCUGCCGCGCCGUGUGGGAGCGGGCCAAGGCCGGCUGCUCGCCCUUCAUGCGCCAGUACGGCUUCGCCUGGCCCGAGAGGAUGAGCUGCGACCGGCUGCCGGCGCUGGGCGACCCGGACACGCUGUGCAUGGAUUACAACCGCAGCGAGCCCAGCACCACCGCCGCGCCGCCCGCCCUGGCCAAGCCCACGCGCUCCUCCCGCGGGCCCCAGCGAAGCCUGAGCCCGGGCAGCGGCGCGGACUGCGGCCGAGUGUGCCGGUGCACCGAGCCCUUCGUGCCCAUCGCCCGCGAGUCCCACCCGCUCUACAGCAAGAUCCAGACGGGCCAGGUGCCCAACUGCGCGGUGCCCUGCUUCCAGCCCUACUUCACCCAGGACGAGAAGACCUUCGCCAGCUUCUGGAUCGGGCUGUGGUCCAUCCUGUGCUUCCUCUCCCCCCCCGCCACCGUGGCCACCUUCCUGAUCGACAUGGAGCGCUUCAGGUACCCGGAGCGCCCCAUCAUCUUCCUCUCCGCCUGCUACCUCUUCGUGUCGCUGGGCUACAUCGUGCGGCUGGUGGCGGGUCACGCCAGCGUGGCUUGCAACCAGGAGCACCGGCACGUGCACUACGAGACCACGGGCCCGGCGCUCUGCGAGGAGGGCUACCGCACCGUGGCGCAGGGCACCAAGAAGGAGGGCUGCACCAUACUCUUCAUGAUCCUCUACUUCUUCGGCAUGGCCAGCUCCAUCUGGUGGGUGGUCCUGUCCCUCACCUGGUUCCUGGCCGCCGGCAUGAAGUGGGGCAACGAGGCCAUCGCCGGCUACUCGCAGUACUUCCACCUGGCCGCCUGGCUCGUCCCCAGCGUCAAGUCCAUCGCCGUGCUGGCGCUGAGCUCGGUGGACGGGGACCCGGUGGCCGGGGUGUGCUACGUGGGGAACCAGAGCCUGGGCAGCCUGCGGGGCUUCGUGCUGGCCCCCCUGGUGGUGUAUCUCUUCACCGGGACCCUCUUCCUGCUGGCCGGCUUCGUCUCCCUCUUCCGCAUCCGCAGCGUGAUCAAGCAGGGGGGCACCAAGACGGACAAGCUGGAGAAGCUGAUGAUCCGCAUCGGCGUCUUCACGGUGCUCUCCACGGUGCCGGCCUCGCUGGUGGUGGCGUGCUACGCGUACGAGCAGCACUACCGGGAGAGCUGGGAGCCCCCCCACACCUGCGCCUGCCCCGGGGAGCCCGGCCGGGCCCGGCCCGACUACGCCGUCUUCAUGCUCAAGUACUUCAUGAGCCUGGCUGGGGGCAUCACCUCGGGGGUGUGGGUCUGGUCGGGGAAGACGCUGGACUCCUGGAGGCGCUUCACGGGGCGCUGGUGCCGCAGGGGCGAGGCCGGCUCCGCGCUCACCGGCCGGGCGGGGGCCACUCACGUCAUCCAAAAGACAGACCAUAGCAAUCUUCCUUUACAAGAGAAAGCAUCUCAUUUUGCAAGGAUUCAGUCUAAAUAUUCACAGAUGUUGCAGGAAGAGAACAUAACAUAA
Messenger RNA from Pelodiscus sinensis (Chinese soft-shelled turtle), 3244 nucleotides. It is a transcript of the gene FZD5, whose product is annotated as frizzled class receptor 5. Gene Ontology annotation, biological process: non-canonical Wnt signaling pathway; canonical Wnt signaling pathway. Gene Ontology annotation, cellular component: plasma membrane. NCBI's taxonomy places the organism in Eukaryota, Metazoa, Chordata, Testudines, Trionychidae. Gene Ontology annotation, molecular function: Wnt-protein binding; Wnt receptor activity. The record is from RefSeq and is a predicted model, not a curated record.